ACACCAAAUGUGACUAACGAACUAUUUCUAAAUGUGGUUUGAAGCAUGCGACAGUCCAUUCGUUAUCUAAUCACGAAUUGCCUGAUUUAUGAACAUGUGGAUCUGUACCUUCACUUGGAAGGCAGAGAGACAAUGAAUGAGACAAAGAAGUGGAAAGGAGACUGAGUUUCACAUUGAACCUGAACUGACUUUGGAAUUGAUGAGGCUGCUAAUUAUUAGCACACUUGAUUACCUCCUAAUUUUUAUUCUGUGCAGUACUAUUCAGUUCAUGUUUCUAAUUUGCAGCAAGAUUAUAGGAGCUCGAUUCUAUCUCAGUCCUGAUGCAUCAGAAGUUAAAACUGAUAACAUUGAUUAUUCACCUCAAGAUACUGAUGGACAUGGGACACAUACUGCAUCAACAGCUGCAGGACGCAUUGUUAGAGGGGACAGCCUACUUGGGUUGGGCACAGGACUAGCGCGUGGUGGUGUCCCUUCAGCUCGAAUUGAUGUGUACAAGAUCUGUUGGUAUUUUGGGUUUUAUGAUGCGGAUAUUCUUGCUGGAUUUGAUUUCCAAUAG
This is a messenger RNA of Ilex paraguariensis (yerba mate), 556 nucleotides long. The record is from the annotation of a GenBank genome assembly. Lineage: Eukaryota; Viridiplantae; Streptophyta; Magnoliopsida; Aquifoliales; Aquifoliaceae.